Messenger RNA from Ascochyta rabiei, 1383 nucleotides. RefSeq lists its product as uncharacterized. The transcript has a single exon. The record is from RefSeq and is a predicted model, not a curated record. The coding region runs from base 1 to 1383 and encodes 460 amino acids. Lineage: Eukaryota; Fungi; Ascomycota; Dothideomycetes; Pleosporales; Didymellaceae.
AUGACUCGAAGAUCCUCACGACAGUGUCCCAAUCCCGCACAAAAGCCGCCCUUGGAGACGAAAACGGUGGUCACGCGUUCUAGGGGAAAGCCGGCCGGGACUCAGCAAACCAUCGAUUCUGUGCCUGUUGAUCUCAAGCCAAGCAUCAUCGCCAAUUGGAAUUUACCGUUGAAGAAAAUAACCACAUGUGUUCGACCUGAACUUUGGCCCCUCAACGAGCCGGAUCCUGAGAAAUGGCCUACAGACAUAGUGCAUCUCCUUCACGAAGCAUCCCAGAGUUCAAGAGGAGACAACAAGUUAUUCCAAUUGGAGCUGAGCAUGGAAAUACAAUUGCGGCAGUCAAGAACCAAAAGCACCAAGGGCAAGACAGAACACAUGACUGCAGCCGACUUGAAGAAAGUGUGUAAGCGACUAGAGAGCAGGCCCGAAGGAAAAGAAGUAAAAGAUAAAGAGACGGAAAAAGCGGUUGAAUCAAAACCGAUGCGGCGUACAAGAGCAAGCGCAAAGACAGAUGAUGAUGCUCACAUUGGGGAUCCUCAGAAGGCAGGACAGGCGAGAAAGCCGCAGGAUCAGAAAGUCGCUGGACCACAUGGCGGAGGGAGAGCGAAAAGAAAGGAGCCCGAGGAGCAGAACAAGAUUAAACCAGGAACAAAACGUCAAGCAUCCGACCUCCCCCUAAGGCCAGCCCGCAAGCUACGCAACGGCAAAUCACCUAAGCCCGAACCUAAGCCCACCGCACCACCACCCAUCACGCCGGCGAACCCCCCGGAAGAGUCCUCGGGCUCGGAAGACCAAGAAAAUGCGCCUCAAGAACCCGUCAGCGGUCGACACAUCUACGGCGCCCUAAUAAAACCGACCACCUUGACUUUCAACCCGGAUAACGAGCCCGCCGCACGCGCCCUCCCACGCCAAACCCGCAAGCGAGGGCGCGCUGACCAGGACCCCGCACCGACGCAAGUGCAGAUCGAUUCAGACCCGCGCGACAUCGACGCCACGGGGUUUCUGUCCGAGCUAGAUCCGAAAGAGAUGAGGAGGAGAAGGAAACCGAGACUUUCUCGCCUGCAGCAGGAGCGUGUCGAGGAGCCGCCGUGGAGUCAGGAGUUCCCGGUGGCGCUAGGGACGCCGAUGUUGACGCCUGCAAUUGAUGGACCGGGGGAUGGGAUCGUUGUGGUGUCUAGCCCUGCGCGGCCGGUGGGUGGUGAGAAUGGCCGCGAUGAGGAUGCGGCGAUCGAACUGCUGCUGCUGGAUUUACUACCCGCGAUCCCGGACACAUCGACACCAGAUGAGCGGAGCAUGUUGGAAAAUCGGAUCUCGCUGAUUCAGCGCGAUAUCGGUGCGUACAGAACCGCGGUUUCGGAUAUCGAGGCACGGGUGCAUCUGUAG